AUGUCUUUUGGAGUUCAGCAUGAGGUUGCCUCGCUCCGCUAUAGCCAACUUUGCUUGGAAGUAAUUUAUCAAGAUAGAUACAGCACAUUCUCACUCAAUGGGGACUUCAUCUGGCUAGGACUCAUAUCCCAACUUUCCUCGACAAAUCUCGCGGUAAGCACUGCACUUGCGACCUUCGGGGCGGUGUAUGAAGCUGUCUUUUUCCGGAGAACACACUCGAGUCUAUCACUGGCGUCAGUCCAGUACAGCAAGGCCCUAUCUGCGUUGCAAGAGGAUGUCGCCUCGCAAUACCACGGGCCUAUUCCGAGCUUCCUCGCCAGUGUGCUCCUUGCUGCUUCUCAGGUUCUUCAAAGACGCUACAACAACUCAUUGACUCAUCUCAAAGGGGCCUUUACAGUUCUGACAAAGACAAUGUCUCGCCGCGUUCAGAACAAUCGGAGCAAAUGUGAUGCUUCGCCGAGUCGGAAUUCCUCGAGAGGAACGUCAAGCUGCGAAGCUCGUCUAUCUGACUUCGCACAGUCGCUCGAUCUCCUAACCGCAUCGUUUGUCCUGCACCGCCCUCCAGAGCUCCCGUCGUCCUUUGAUUUCGAGGUGUCGAAUCAAAACUCGAGUAAGACUCAUCUUGAGAGUGGCUCUCACCCACUCCAGUCCUUGCUGCACCACUGCUAUCACAUCGCAAAUGCCGCAUCGCCUUAUAAAUAUCUGGCCCGAUAUAGCUUCCCAACGGAAUUGGCCAUGGAACAAGGUCGAUGUAUUGCCCAUCUAUCACAAUGGCUAACCAGAUGUAACGAUGCGCUCCAGAGUCGGGCAUCGGAUUCUAUGCAACUCAACGUACGCCAGACCUACCUGUUACUCCAAGUUCAAUGCUUGAGCACACUGAUAUAUCUGUCAGUGAUUUCGAGUCCAUAUGAGUCGACCUACGACACAUACACGACCUACUUCCAGCAAAUCAUACAGAACGCCGAAGAAAUAAUCACCAGUCCUUCGUCUUCUUCUCCCUCGAUGCCAGUAUGCCGCUUUCGAGUACAGCCAGGGCUCGCCCAAGCACUCUUCAUAACGAGCACGAAGUACCGAAAUAGCACUCAACGCCGUAAAGCGAUAGAUCUACUCUCAAAAGUGGGCAUGGAAGGCCCGUGGGACCCUGAUAUCAUGUGCAAAGUAGCUAGAAGGGCAGUUGAGAUUGAGGAAUCUAGAUCAUUGUCUUCGAUGAUGUUGAAGCAAAGCCAAUGUGGGCCAGGGCUGUUCCGGGAUUUGGACUGCAGUUCGUGCGUCGACAUUGAUAUCCCCGAGCAAUGUCGUCUGCACGGGUGCGGCGUGGACCCUGGAGAGGGGAGUCUUGAGACCAAUAAUCCUGCGUCGGUGCAUUUCAGCUUGUGCAAGAAUGUCGAAAACAUGGUCAGAUCCCAAAAUCAUGAAAGCACAGAACAUUGGAUCAUAUGGACUGAGCCAAUGGUGGUUGGGGCAGGCCCGUUCUCGUAA
This is a messenger RNA of Exophiala aquamarina CBS 119918, 1479 nucleotides long. RefSeq lists its product as uncharacterized. The transcript has a single exon. The record is from RefSeq and is a predicted model, not a curated record. Bases 1 to 1479 code for a protein of 492 amino acids. Lineage: Eukaryota; Fungi; Ascomycota; Eurotiomycetes; Chaetothyriales; Herpotrichiellaceae.